This is a messenger RNA of Cooperia oncophora, 189 nucleotides long. The record is from the annotation of a GenBank genome assembly. Lineage: Eukaryota; Metazoa; Nematoda; Chromadorea; Rhabditida; Trichostrongylidae.
AUGUUUUUCUUACAAGAGCCUUUUUUGGACAAUAAAACCAAGCAGACAAGUAUGGGCACUGCUGCCACUACGGACUGUUGUUAUCGACCAAAAGAAGAUACGGUCUCCGAAAGCAAUCAAGUGUUCGUCAUCUAUCAUCCAAAUGGACGAACAGCACGAUUUUCGUUACGUUUUAAGCGACAAGUCUAG